AUGGCUCAGAGACAAGGGCUUUACUUUAAUGCAUACAACAGAGGGAAGACACUUGUUUUCAGCAAGGUACCCUUACCUGAUUAUCGAGCAGAUCUGGACGACAGGCAUGGGUCAACACAAAAAGAGAUUAAGAUGUCUAAUCAGACAGAGGUGCGAGUCGAAGACCUUUUGUCCAGGUCAAAGUGGAACACCAACAAUUCUGCAAGCACAUCUACUGUCUCAAUGAGACAAUUUUUGCCUAGCGCAUCCUCGUCUGUUGUUGAACCAGCAGCACCAAUUGAUAAAGAAAAGCUCAGUUCUCAACUUAGGGAUUUGCAAAAUUCAAGGAAGACGACAGCAAGUGCUAGAUCAAUGCAAUCUUUCAGGGAGAAAUUACCUGCAUUCAGCAUGAGAGAGGAAUUUCUGAAAGCGGUGGCAGCCAAUCAGGUUCUGGUCAUUUCUGGCGAGACAGGCUGCGGUAAAACAACCCAGCUUCCACAGUUCAUACUAGAAGAAGAAAUAAAUAACCUCCGCGGUUCUGACUGCAGCAUAAUUUGUACUCAGCCCCGCCGUAUAUCUGCUGUUUCAGUAGCAGCAAGAGUAGCUGCUGAGAGAGGUGACGAACUUGGCGAGGCUGUUGGAUACCAGAUUCGCCUUGAAUCAAAACGAUCUGCACAAACACGGUUGCUGUUCUGCACUACCGGAGUUUUGCUUAGAAGACUGUUUCAAGAGCCUGACUUAAUUGGGGUGAGUCAUUUACUAGUUGACGAAAUUCAUGAACGCGGCAUGAAUGAAGAUUUUCUCAUCAUAAUACUGCGUGACCUUCUACCAAGACGUCCAGAUCUUCGCCUUGUACUGAUGAGUGCAACUAUAAAUGCUGAACUAUUUUCCAAGUACUUCCCGGGGUUCACUUUUCCUGUUGCUGAGUUGUUUCUGGAAGAUGUUCUAGAAAAGACUCGUUACAGGAUCAAUUCCGAACGUGAUAAUUUUGCAGGUAGUUCAAGGAGAAAGAGGUUUUCAUCAGUUAAGAGUGAUCCACUGUCUGAUGUUUUUGAGAACAUUGACAUUAAUAAGGAGUAUGGAAAUUACAACAUUACAACAAGGCAGUCCCUUGAAGCUUGGUCUGCUGCUGAACUAGAUUUGAGCCUUGUGGAAAGUACAAUCGAGUAUAUUUGCCGUUAUGAAGCAGAAGGUGCAAUCCUUGUGUUCCUUACUGGCUGGGAUGAAAUUUCAAAGCUUCUGGACAAGAUUAAAGGCAAUAAUUUCCUUGGCAGUCCUAAUAGAUUUCUUGUUCUUCCUUUGCAUGGUUCUAUGCCAACUGUGAAUCAACGUGAAAUUUUUGACAGACCACCAGCUAGUAUGAGAAAAAUUGUUUUGGCAACCAACAUUGCGGAGAGUAGUAUCACUAUAGAUGAUGUUGUCUAUGUGAUUGAUUGUGGUAAGGCCAAGGAGACAAGCUAUGAUGCCUUGAAUAAGCUGGCAUGCCUUCUUCCGUCAUGGAUAUCAAAAGCUUCUGCUCAUCAGAGGAGAGGUCGCGCAGGCCGCGUUCAGCCAGGCUUUUGCUAUCGGCUCUAUCCAAAGAUCAUUCAUGAUGCAAUGCCACAGUUUCAGUUGCCUGAAAUUCUCAGGACUCCUUUGCAAGAACUAUGCCUUACCAUCAAAAGCUUACAGCUUGGAGCAGUAUCCUCCUUUUUAGCCAAGUCACUGCAGCCACCAGAUCCACUUUCUGUUAAGAAUGCAAUUGAGCUUCUUAAAGCCAUUGGUGCACUGGAUGAUACGGAGGAACUCACUUCUCUUGGGAGACAUCUCUGUACUCUCCCACUGGACCCAAACAUUGGGAAAAUGCUGCUUAUGGGAUCUGUAUUCCAGUGCUUGGAUCCAGUAUUGACAAUUGCUGCUGCUCUCGCAUAUCGUAAUCCAUUUGUGCUCCCAAUAGAUAGAAAAGAAGAAGCUGAUGCUGUCAAAAGAUCAUUUGCUGGUGACUCCUGCAGUGACCACAUUGCUCUUCUUAAGGCGUUUGUAGCAUGGAAGGAGGCUAAAAGGAGUGGUAGAGAGCGCACUUUCUGUUGGGAAAAUUUUCUGUCCUCCAUGACCCUGAAGAUGAUGGAUGACAUGCGAAAUCAAUUUUUUGAUCUACUAUCUGAUAUUGGGUUUGUUAGCAAGACAACAGGAGUGAAGGUUAUGUGCCCUCUUUCAUUUCAAACAUGCCAUUGA
Miscanthus lutarioriparius is the source of this 2193-nucleotide messenger RNA. NCBI's taxonomy places the organism in Eukaryota, Viridiplantae, Streptophyta, Magnoliopsida, Poales, Poaceae. The record is from the annotation of a GenBank genome assembly.